Molecule: messenger RNA, 2793 nt
Organism: Drosophila albomicans
Lineage: Eukaryota; Metazoa; Arthropoda; Insecta; Diptera; Drosophilidae
Product: SANT and BTB domain regulator of class switch recombination
Exons: 5
Coding region: 127-2634 (835 amino acids)
Source: RefSeq, a predicted model, not a curated record
GCAUCCAGCUCAAAUACAGAUGAUCAACAACAACAGCAAGCUUCAAGUGCCGGAAACGGAAAUGAUUUUCAAAUCAGUUUAAAUGAUUUUCUUGAAUUUUUAAAACUUUCAUGUCACGUUAACGAGAUGAUUGCAAAAGCGGACAGUAAGCCACACAACCGGGAGCCCGUGCCGCCAGCCGAAAGCGCCGCGGGCGUUGCAGUCGCCAAGCGAAAUGCGAAAAAGGACGAAUUCGAUUUUAAUAGUUUGGCCGAAAAUCCUUUGGUAAAUGAAUUGCUUGCUUUGAAGCGGCCACAUCGUCACGCCACCAAUGAGAACAGCAGCAGCAGUAGUCGCAGCAGUCUGCUAAUGGAGCACAAAUCCACGGCACGUUCCUCGCAUGUUCACACGCCACGUGGUCUGCAUCCCAAGCUCAACGAGCAAUUGGAUUAUGUGAUCAAUGAGGGCGUCUUGGACUCAGUGCUCUCAUUCAUUUGCCCAAUGCCGCUGCCCGUUGCCUUCACCAACAGCGGACGCGCCAAGCUAGCUAAGCAACAACAACAACAACAGCUGCAACAGCAGCAGCCUCUCAAGCCGGAGGCGUCCAACUCCAACGCUGUGGCAUCAUCGAAGCCUGACUUGGGUGUGACGAGCUCGCCCAGCGGAAGUUCGCCUCGAGAGAGCCGCGAGGCGACUCUUGACUCGAACAGCAGCAGCAGCGCCAGCAAUGGCAUGGUCCGUGCCUUGGUAAAGGAGCAGAGCGGCAAAGGGGCAACAACGAAUGCAACUGCACGACGCAAGUCGCUGCUACUGGCCAAGGACAGCAAGCAUGCACGUCAGGAGAAAAAGGAACCCGAGGUCGUCAUUCACGUCUGCGACGAGGUGAAGAACACCUCCCGCGACUUCAGUUGCCCUCAGAGUCUGCUCAUCAGUAAGAUGGGCUACUUUGCCGAUGUCACCGCCGGCCAGCGACUGGAGGAAAUGGAUAUUUCGGUGCACUGUGACAUCCAAAUCUUCGACUGGCUGAUGAAGUGGAUCAAGCACAGUGCUCAGAGUCAAGAGCUGGCUGCGCCCGGACAAAGCAGCUUUGCAGCUGGACCCCAACUCGAUGGCAACAAUGUGGUGCCCAUUUUGGUAUCCGCAAGCUUUCUGCAAAUGGAGCCACUGCUCCUAGAGUGUUUGGCCUUUUGCCAUGCCCAUCUCAGCGAGGUGGUACGCACCUCAACGAAUCUAUCGUGUUUGAAUGAUGCACUGGUUAGUCGUCUGGCUGCCAUGUUUACUAAUCUGGAACUGGAAAUGGUGCGCGAUAAGAAGGAGCGUGUCACACCGCGUUUGUGGACGAAGCUCAUUCAGAGUCUGUGUGAACCCGAUGCGGAAGUAUUGCGCGGACAUUUCUACAGCAUUUCGGGACUAUUCCGUUGUGUACGCUGCUGUCGCUGCGUCACCAACACCAUGAAGUCCUAUGUCAACUGCAUUCCGAGCAACAUUCGCCUGAAUCGCUGGGGACAAUUGAUUAGCUCGCAUGUGCGCGACACAAACUGGGAUCUGAAUGUCUAUGUGCUGCAACUGUUCAAGGAGCUCAAGUCGUGGCGCAAAGUCUACUGGAAGCUCUGGGGACAUUGUCAUUAUCUCUAUUGCUGCUCGUGCGAGGCGCAUUUUCCUGUUUACCAGAUGAACUGGUGUCGCUAUCAUCCUGAGCCGCCCAACUUUCUGGGACCAGAGAUUGAGGGACGCAUGGCAGGACCAGCAGGACGCUAUGCGUGCUGUAAUCAACAAGCAUUUCGUUACGAAACGCUGCCGGGUCCAAAUGGUUGCCAAUUUCGAGAGCACAGCGUACUCGUAGACACGGAUCGGGAGCGUGCCAUAUUGACAAUUGCACAACUCGUAGGCGAAAACUACGCGCUGUGCGAGCAGCCGCCGUUGCACAUGCAAGAGCUGGCUGCCGCUGGAGAGAUAAGUCCCAACUGGCUGGGCAUCUCUUUGACCCCACAACGUUGUCGCCAAGGACUGCUGCCGCAGCUGUGCAUGGACAUGACCAAUCAUCGCGUAAGUCGCCGCUGUCGCUAUGAGAUCGAUACCAGCACCGAGUCGGAGACAACAUCGACCAGCUCGGAGGAUACACGCAGUUCGCGUCCACGCAUACGUAAUACUUUAGUCGAUGACGAGUUCACCUCGAGUAGCGAUGGCUGCGAGUCGGAUCAUCGUCCGCCGCCACGCAAAACGCGUGGCAAAAAGAAACGCAAACGACCCGCUGCAGUGUCUGGUCGCUUUUGGUCUGGCGAGUUGUCGGCGCGCAGCAAUCAGGAUCACCAGCGUGACUUUGAGGAGAAGAUCAUGAAACAGGUGGCCAGCUAUGUGACAAAGAAAACAGGCUCCGAUCAGAAUCUGGUGCACAAUGCACAACCCUUGGGAGGCACUUAUGUGCGUCUGGAGUCCGAGUGGAAGGAGAUGUUGAAGCAGCGUCACAGCAAUCACAAUCUGCAAUCGGGCGGAGGUGGCAAUGGCAACAGCAACUUGGGCGCCAACAAUGGCAACGCUGCGCUGGGCAGCAACAGCAGCAGCAAUCAGAAUCUGUACAGCGGCGGAGGCGCCACAGUUGGUGGCAUGGCUUGUGGUUCGGGUGCCUCGUUGUUAUCCAAGCAGAAGCACAAGUAGAGAUGAUUAUUAGCAACACCUAGCGAAAUGUAGAACAAUAAUUAGUGGUAGUAUUUAAAACUCAAUGCAACAAGAGACAAACCAAAUUGAUGUAAUGUGUUUUUAGAUGUUUUAGUCGCAAAUAUAACCGCGCAACUCGUAGUGUGUUGCAUAAUGUAA